This is a messenger RNA of Caenorhabditis elegans, 1581 nucleotides long. Its product is annotated as Putative G-protein coupled receptor-like protein B0244.6. The coding region runs from base 1 to 1125 and encodes 374 amino acids. The transcript is spliced from 9 exons. Gene Ontology annotation, cellular component: plasma membrane. Lineage: Eukaryota; Metazoa; Nematoda; Chromadorea; Rhabditida; Rhabditidae. The record is from RefSeq and is marked reviewed.
AUGACUCAAAAUCAUUAUACCACAUCAAUUUUUGCCAAUUGUUCGAAACACUAUGAAUUCGAAAUUUUAUUGGAAACGUGCACGAAUUCCACAAAUCCAUGUCAUGCCGUUUCACAAAUCCAAUCAGCAAUCACAAUCGCCUACGUGGAUUAUUAUACAUCAGUUGCUCUAUUUUCAAUAGCUGCUCUAUUGGACAUUUACUGUCUCAUAAUAACAAUUCCACUAUACCGUCGAAUGAAGGAUGACUCUAAAAAGAAAUACGUAUUCCUGAUAACUAGAUGUAUAUCUGGGCUGUUACUUGUAGUUGCUUGGCUUCUAAUACAAUGCAUUUAUCUUCGAUUCAUUGCGCCAAGCCAGGACAAUUUGCCAUAUUAUGUGCUGGCACUCGCAUUGAAUAUUGGAAGUACAUAUGUCUUACUAGGAUCGUACGUUGGAAUGGCUGGAAUUCUUUACCUCGGCGUCCUGAACCCCAUUGCUUUCAAUCAACACCUAACCUUACGAAUAGUCUACAUAGCGGUUUGCAUAAUAUUUGUGAUAUCGAUUUUUAUAUCAAUACCUCUUGCAAUAUUUCAAGCUCUAAUGACUGUUCCAACUAGCUCAAUGAGUUGCACAGAUACAGCGUGUGCUCCGUUGAUCACCUUAAUCAAUUUUGUUCUCGUUUUUGGAUCUCUUAUUACAACUACGCUUACGCUAACCUUUGUGUUGAUCUCAUUGUGUCGUCAUCGGAAGGAGUUCAAAAAGCUGGAUACCACUUCAAAUACAUCGUUAAAUUCCGCAGUUCGUUUAUUAAAAUUCACACUUUUUGCCGUGCUCUUGUUGGUUGCAGCUGAAGUUAUUCCCUUCGUCAUCUCAGAAACCAAAAAGAAGCAUUCCGUAGUCACUGGAUGUUACUACUUUUACCAUUCUGGCAAAGUUAUUCAAUAUGCUGUGUUUGCCCUAACGGAGUCUUCAAUUUGGAGCAUUGCACUGAUAAUUGAUCCACUGAUUAAUAUUAUUUUCGAUAGAACUGUAUCCAAAAAGGCUACUGACCAGGUAAAAUGGAUGCGGAAAAGCUGUGUAGGCUUGGUUCGAAAAGUUACGAAACGGAGCAACCCGGAAAAUUUCACGGAGACCAGUGAAAUUUAGAGAUUCUGUAAUGGAGUAAUAGUAUUAUAAAACACGAACUCGAAUGAAUGUUUAUUUCCAAUUUUUCGAUUUGUAAUUUAGCUUGCACUAAAGGUGACCUACGUCUGUUUCGUGACUAUACACAAACAUCCAGGAAGUAGGAUCUAAACACAGCAAUUUCUAUAACAUUCAAUGCAUAUUACAUAUCAAUAUCACUAUUCUCUGCAACAGCACUUAUCAAUUUAUAUUGCCUCUGUGUAACACUUCCAUUACUUUUCGAAACUGAAGAAGAACUACAGAAGCGAUAUAUUUUCUUAGUGACUCGAUGUCUUUCCUGUAUAUUUAUGGUUAUUCCAAUGAUUUUGAGCACAACUGUAAUGAAACAUUUUUUGAAUUCACAUCCAUCAACAUUCAUCCUAUAUGCCCUAAUGAAUACUGUCAGCAAUACCAGUAUGUUCGGAUUUUUAGGUAAUUUUU